Molecule: messenger RNA, 2228 nt
Organism: Xiphias gladius (swordfish)
Lineage: Eukaryota; Metazoa; Chordata; Actinopteri; Istiophoriformes; Xiphiidae
Product: microtubule-associated protein RP/EB family member 3-like
Exons: 6
Biological process (GO): protein localization to microtubule plus-end; spindle assembly; regulation of microtubule polymerization or depolymerization
Cellular component (GO): cytoplasmic microtubule; microtubule organizing center; spindle midzone
Molecular function (GO): microtubule plus-end binding
Source: RefSeq, a predicted model, not a curated record
CCCGUUACCAAGCACUGCACCGCGCAGGGGCUGACAACGACGACGGCAACGGGCACUGACCGAGGGAACACUGCCAGCGUGAUAACGACACAGACGCUCCUGAACACAGUAGGGGAUGGCAGUGAAUGUGUACGCCACAUCUGUGUCCAUUGACAACCUCAGCCGACAUGACAUGCUGGCAUGGGUCAACGAUUCUUUGCAUCUCACCUACACCAAGAUUGAACAGCUCUGUUCCGGAGCAGCAUAUUGCCAGUUCAUGGACAUGUUGUUUCCAGGUUGCAUCCUUCUGAAGAAGGUCAAAUUUCAAGCCAAGCUGGAACAUGAAUUUAUACACAACUUCAAAGUUCUUCAGGCAGCUUUUAAAAGGAUGAGUGUUGACAAAAUAAUUCCUGUAGAAAAGCUUGUAAAAGGGAAGUUCCAGGACAACUUUGAAUUUGUGCAGUGGUUCAAGAAGUUCUUCGAUGCCAACUAUGAUGGGAAGGAGUAUGACCCUUUACUAGCCAGACAGGGGCAGGACGUGGCCCCUGCCCCCAACCCAGGUGAUCACUUUAUCCACAAACCAAAGAGAAACCCAGGUAAACCAAACAGUUUUGCCUUUGCUGCACGGUCUUGCUGAGCUUUGGAUGGCUCAAAAGGCGCUCCCUGCAAGCAAGCGUUGAUGGAGUUGAAGUUGACCGUAGACGGACUAGAGAAGGAGAGAGACUUCUACUUCAGUAAACUACGGGAUAUCGAGCUGAUCUGUCAGGAGCACGAGAGUGAAAAUAACCCCAUCCUCAGCAGGAUAAUCGACAUUCUCUACGCAACAGAGGAAGGCUUUGCACCUCCAGAGGAUGAAGACCUCGAUGAACAAGCUCACCUGGACCAGGAUGAAUACUAAACCCUUCAUCUCCCUCCCCCCUAACAUCUCCAUCCUCCCUUUCCAUUUCUUUUUGCCCUCAUUUGUUUUCUACUCUCUUUGCACGCUCUCUCUAAAUACUUACCAUUAUCCCUACUCUCUGCCCAUCUUUUCCUUUCAGUCGCUUAUGAAUAUCUGUUUGUAACCUCCCCCCAUCCACCCUCUGGCUGUCUACAUACUAUACACAACUACUCUGCGUUAUCAUUUGCUGCCCCUCCCUGCCUCCACUUACACAGUGAAAAAAACAACAGUAAUGUAUGACAUAUCCCAGUUAUUUCAGCAUGAGUAACGCAGAAAAUCGAGCCGAGCCUGGCAUGGAGGUUUUUAUGACAAACAGUGAAUUUAAGUCUGUAAAUAUUGCUGACAUUUUGAUUUCUUAGAGAACAAUGUCUUUGCUCAUUAUGGAGUUAUUUAUUUGCCUUUGGUGCGUUGUUAAUACAACUAUUAGAGCACAGAACAACGCUGCUCCAAUGUGCCAUCAGGAUUCUCCCAGAGCUACUAAAACUGUAACAAAUGACUUUUUAAAAACAAUUUCUUAUUUAUUUAACUUAUAUUUAAUUUCGAUUAACUUUCUGUAGCAAAACUGGUGCAAAACCUACUGUACAUGAACGGAAAGCUGAAGGCCCUGCGUGUUAUUUGAGUUCAGGUUUGUGCUUGAGUCUGCAUCAAGCUUUGGGUUUCUGUUAUGGUGGGUUCUUGGCAUGUAGAAACGCUGAAGGAAAUACUUUGGUGUAAUGACUCAAGGCAUAUGAUCAGUGCUCUGCGAUUAUUCAUUAUUGAUCAACAACAUAUCUGAGCAUGAGAAUGUUACACAUUGACUGUGAAUGAGUGAUAUUUUGUAAAUGUAUUUUGUGUGGAGAUUUUGUCUGAUAUCGCACGAUCCUGGUUAAUUGCCGUUGUAUCUUUUAGGCCGACAUGCAGUAGCCUUUAAGUUUAAAAAUUUAGAGGUGGAGAGCCACCUGCAGACUGACAAGGUUAGAGAUUGUAGCAGUUCUAAUGUUUUAUUCUAAAAUACAAGGGAGACUGACACUGAAUUAAUACAGACACAGCUUUUGUCAUGUUCUUACUGCUAAUCAUACUGUGUUUAUACUUUUGAUUUGCUUCAAAGGGUUGCCCAGGGUGUACAGUAUAAGAUGUAGUUUGGAAUAAAGUCAGUAUUAAGAGAUCUGUGACCAGUUGACUGGUCAUGAUUAACAUCCAGUUUAACCAAGGAAGUCUCCUUGUCCUUCCCCAGCUAUUUUUACUUUGCAAACUGGCUGUCGUCUGCUCUGGAACUUGCGUUCAUUGACCAUGCAAACAUCUACAGAACACUCAUCUUUUGAGUUUUGAAUAA